AUGGUGUAUGCCUUACCUGCUUUGUUUGCCACUGGUUUUCUCAGUUUUGCGGCAGGAUACAUUUGCGACGUCCAGUACGGCCGCUACUUGGAAAGGCGCACCAAGCGCAUCGCCAGAGCUUCUGCCUGCAGUGCAAGACUCAAGUUGAAGGCUGGAUUCGGCCGCGAAGAAGCCGAGAAAGAUGAAUUUCAAAUCAAAUUGCUGAAGGCCUUGGCCGAGAAUCUCCAAAUCCCUGAAACGCGUUUGGCGAUUCAGGGCCUUUCAGAAGGCCGAGGCUCAGUGAAACUCACUGUGUCACUCACGCGUCCCAAAGAGGAUGAGACGGGAAGACCAUGCAUUGAGCUUUGGCAAAAGCUGAAAUCGGACCUGAAGAAGGUCGGUGAAACAGAUGCCCUUAGUUCCAUCGACAGCAUCGUAGUGGACGGGGAGGCGGAUGAGAAGUCCAAGGUCUACUCUGUUUGGAUAACGCCAAGUGGCAAAUCUGCCGAAAUCUGCAGAAAGGCGAUCAUUGAUUUGAAUCUGGGCUGCAUCGUGCUGGAUCUUUGGGAAGAGCCAGCGACCAAAUGGCGGCAGAGCAAAUUCCCGGAGUCUGCCAGCAUACCAUCGCCCCAUGUGCCGCUGCUCCAGAUCUCGGGCGAAGAACAGGAAGUCCUGGGAUUGGUGGAACGUGUGGCGCGGGAGACCGCACCCUUCACACUGGACUUUGAGCCGGCAGAGGUUGGCAAGUCGUACUUCUCUGGCGUGCACUUCCCAGCGAGGAGUUCCUCGUCCCUCUCCGCCACCGUCGACGCCCUCGCGGCGCAGCUGCCCUCGUGGCCACGGCCGCAAUGGCUGGGCGGCGGCAGCUGUAGGCGGCGAGCGCAGGGCCAGGGCGGAGUAGCGGUGCCGACGAUGGCUGUGGCCUUUGGGAAGGAUUUACCGAGCCCCGAGAUCAGCAUUUCGUGUGGCGAAGCCAGCUUUACGGCCCUGCAGCUCAGCAUUUGGGAGACGGACAUGGAAGACUUCACUUGCAAAUCCUGGAAGGAGGUGAAGACUUUCAAGUUGGAAGGAAAGAAGCCGCCCUCCUUUUGGAGACUUCUUUGGCGCUUUUCCAAGGUGGCAGCCCCCGAGUUCCUCCAGAUCGGCCUUGGAACGGCCCUGAAUCUCGCGGGUACCGUGGUGGUGGAGCUGGCCGCACAACACGACUCAGACCUUUUCUCGGGGAAACAUGUGGGGAAGAGCAACAAGGACUUGCUCCGCAUCCUGGGGCACGGCUUGAUGAUCUGGGGCACGGUGAACCAACUCUUCCGCAACGGCCAGAUGCUCAUGGAAAACUCCGGCAAACGCAUCGGCUGUCGACUUCAAGAACAACUCUUCCAGAAGCUCAUCCAACAAGAUGUGAAAUGGAUCCAGCAAAAAGGCGCUGACGAGCUGUACAAGACCUUGAUGAAACGCACGGAAAAUGUUCAGCGGGUCUUCACCGGUCAAAUCCCACAGUUGAUUACUAUGACCUCCAACUUGGUGAUGAACAUCGGUCUGCUUUGGUUCUCCAAACCGCGGCUCUGUGCCUUUGGUUUUGGCAUGUUCGCCUUUCAAAACAUCGGCAACAGCGUCUUUGACAACAUCCUGCGCGUGGCACGAGAUCAUGACCAAAAGGUGGAGGAGGUGAAGGAGAACGCCUUGGAAGUCCUGCAGAAUUUUCGCACCGUGCGAGCCUUUGGUCGAGAAGAGAAGGAGAAACAAGCCUUUCGCAUGUCUAUGAUGCAGGCAUUGCGUGUUCGCUUCAGUGACAUUGUGGAUAAGUUCACGGACAUGGGAUGUUGGUUUGUUUCUGAGUUCACUUUCCAAGUGGCCUACAUGUACGGCGGCAUGUUAGUGAACAUGGACUACAUCGCUGCCACGGAAGUGAAGGAUGCUGUCUCCAAAUCCUUUCGGGCCGUGUGGCCACUCUACCAGUUGAGACGCCAACUAACGAACCAGUCCACUUUCCUGGAAGAUGCAGCUGCGGUACUGGAAGCUUUGGAGCGGCCACCCGAGAUUCCCUUCGCGGACGAGAGUAUGUUCAACCCCUCAGUGGACAAGAUCAUUGGAAGCAUUGAGGCCAAAGGCGUUUGCUUCACCUAUUCCGAUGACUUGGAUUCUGCUGCGCUGAAGGAGGUGACCUUCAACAUCCCCUGUGGAUCCAUGGUGGGCCUCGUGGGGCCUUCGGGCUGCGGCAAGUCCACGCUCUUCAACUUGCUGCUGCGCUUCUACGAUCCACAGAAAGGGGCGAUCGAAGUGGACGGAGUGGACCUCGCAAAGUGGAAUCCUCAGGCUCUCUACCGUGCAGUGUCUUGGGUGUCGCAGGACCAAUGCGUCUUCAGCGGCUCGGUCAUUCACAACAUCCGCUAUGGGAUGCCCUCGGCCACCGAAGAAGAGGUCUUGCAGGUCAUGCGCGAAGCCGACCUCUACGAAGAUGUGAUGAAGAAACCCCAGGGCGUAGCGACUGCCGCCAGCGAACUCAGUGGAGGUCAGAAGCAACGGCUCUCCAUCGCCCGUGCCCUGCUGCGCGACCCCAAGAUCCUGCUGCUUGACGAGGCCACUUCGGCGCUGGACACCGUCUCGGAACGCAAGGUUCAGAAGGCCUUGGAAAAGCUGAUGAAGGGGAGAACAGUCAUUGCCAUCGCUCACCGCCUGUCCACCAUCAUGAAUGCUGAUUUGAUCCUCGUCAUGGAGGCUGGAAAGGUCAUCGAACAGGGGAAACAUAACGAGCUGCUGAAGAAGAGUGGCGGGAAAUAUGCGAAUUUGGUGCAGCAGCAGUUGGCCAUAGAGGACAAAAAGGAAGAUACUUCCACGGAUCCGAAGGUGGUGGAAGAGUGCGCGGCCCAGCUGCAACAGCUGCGUGAGAAAGUGCCCAAAGAAUUGGCUGAGGAGGUGGAGCAAGCCUGCGUGGCGCUGAAGAAUGCCGCUGCCACCCUGCGAGAAGAGAAGAAAAAGUUGGCCAUGAAGGAGCGCAGCCUUCUGGGAACCACGUCCAAAUGGAAAACGGCAGGUGCCUCGGUGCGCCACGCCGUACGUGCCAUUGCUCUGAUGCGGUCCUCCAGCGAGGCAGCUGCACAGGGCCAUCGACCUGCAGCGCCUCAGCUUCAACGGCGCCUGUCGGCCGGGGCAGAGGACGUGGACCGAGCGUUGCAGGAACUGGAUGAAGGGGAUAGUCCCAAAGCUAAUGAAACUUCCAGCUGACCCCCCACAGCGUCGAUGUCAUGAAGUGAGAUUGUUUGAACAUGG
Molecule: messenger RNA, 3246 nt
Organism: Cladocopium goreaui
Lineage: Eukaryota; Dinophyceae; Suessiales; Symbiodiniaceae
Source: the annotation of a GenBank genome assembly